Thalassophryne amazonica is the source of this 1578-nucleotide messenger RNA. RefSeq names its product unconventional myosin-IXb-like. The transcript is spliced from 13 exons. Gene Ontology annotation, molecular function: GTPase activator activity; microfilament motor activity. The record is from RefSeq and is a predicted model, not a curated record. Lineage: Eukaryota; Metazoa; Chordata; Actinopteri; Batrachoidiformes; Batrachoididae. Gene Ontology annotation, biological process: intracellular signal transduction. Bases 1 to 1578 code for a protein of 525 amino acids.
AUGACCGUGUCAUCAGCGUCAGCGGGUUUCUUAAGCAAGAUUUUGAAAAAACGGCCGCACAAAGAGGCUCAGACUCCAGAGUACGGAGAUCUAACAUUAGCUCAGAUUCUUAAUGAGAAGCCAUCUGGAGGGGAAGUUCCAGCGCCUGGACACCUGUCUCGCUCUUCUUCUCAGCAUCACGGUGAUUGGGCUGGUAGACGCUUCAGUCGCAGUGCCACCAUAAAGAUCAGUCGUGCCACACGUGUCUCUGAGCAGUGGAAUGCCUCGCUGGAUCGAGAAAUCUCAAAUGCCAAUGAAUUGCAACACCUAGAUGAGUUUCUGGGCAACCAGGUCAAUGAUUUCCGUUCCAGGGGGAAGCCGCUGUCCGCCGCAGAGGCCAUUUUUGUUACAGCCACCAUGCAAUUUAGAGAGACUAUCAAAGCCAUGUAUUCUCUCCCAAAACCAACCAUUGGCUACAAAGGUCUGAUGAAAGGCUACCAGAAUAAAGUGAUCCACCUGGCAGGUGAGGACCAGAAAGGAGAGGUUCAGCUGGUGGUCAACCUGUUUCAGUCCGUGCUUGAUGGCUUCAUCAGAGGAGAGAUAAAGAAGGAGGAGGCGGAGCCUUCCAAGCCCGCUAAAGCUCGGAAGAAGAGGCGGAAAAAAGAUAAAAGUAUGGAGAGCCCCCUGGAUCACGUUUUCAUCAACUAUCAGGUCAGCAUUAUGCAGUCAUGUGACCAGUGUAGCUCUUACAUCUGGGGCAUGGAGAAAGCCUACAUGUGCAGCUAUUGCAAAAUGGUUUGCCAUAGGAAGUGCCUGUACAAAAUAAGCACCGACUGCUCCACCUUCUGUGCCAAAAAGAGUGAUGACGAGGCUGGUGGUCAGCACUUUGGGGUGCGCGUGUGCCAACUGGUUAGUGAUAAGAACCCAGUGCCCAUGGUGCUAGAGAUGAUGCUGGAACAUGUGGAGAUGAACGGCCUCUACACCGAGGGAAUCUACAGGAAGUCUGGCUCUGCCAAUCGCAUUAAAGAGCUGCAUCAGCGGCUGGAGGCCGAUCCCCAUUUGGUGUGCCUUGAGGAUUACCCGAUCCACACGGUGACAGGCCUGGUCAAACAGUGGUUGAGGGAGCUGCCAGAUCCACUCAUGACCUUCAUGCAUUACAAUGACUUCCUGCAUGCAGUGGAACUUCCAGAGAAGCAGGAGCAGCUUCAUGCCAUCUACAAGGUGCUCGAAGAGCUUCCUUCUCCGAACUUCAACACAUUGGAGAGACUCAUCUUUCACCUUGUCAGGGUUUGUAAAGAAGAACCACACAACCGCAUGUCUCCUAACUCAUUGGCCAUAGUAUUUGCCCCGUGUAUCUUGCGUUGCCCAGACAGCGCAGACCCACUCAUGAGCAUGAAGGAUGUGGCCAAGACCACCACGUGUGUGGAGAUGGUAAUCCAUGAGCAGAUCAGACGCUACAACGAGAAGAUGGAGGAGAUUGAGCAGCUUGAGUAUGCCGAGGCUCUGGCGGUUAACCAACUCAAACUCAAGAGACAGAAUACGGUGAGGAGCAGAUCAUGGCCUCUUCAGUUUGUUUUAACCCUCUGCAGUUUGCUUUAA